Messenger RNA from Triplophysa rosa, 1397 nucleotides. RefSeq names its product ecto-ADP-ribosyltransferase 5-like. The transcript has 3 exons. Bases 190 to 1077 code for a protein of 295 amino acids. The record is from RefSeq and is a predicted model, not a curated record. NCBI's taxonomy places the organism in Eukaryota, Metazoa, Chordata, Actinopteri, Cypriniformes, Nemacheilidae. Gene Ontology annotation, molecular function: NAD+-protein-arginine ADP-ribosyltransferase activity; NAD+ poly-ADP-ribosyltransferase activity.
UGACAUGCACUUUUUUUUGUACUAAUUGAACUCAAACUUUGAUAGGCUACUUUUCAACUUGUUACUCUUUUCUCAAAUCCUGGAACAAAAAUCACCUGAAGGCCUGAAAACAUCUGAAAAGUUGUUCCACUCUUCUAUUCUUAUUUCACAGGAUUUCCAUCAGUUGUACAUCUGAGGACUCAGACAAUCAUGAUGUUGACCACUGCAGCUCUUAUUCUCAUUGUCACCUGUGACGUUGCUCUAGGACAGGAUUGCAAAGAGACAAUAUAUCCUUUGGAUAUGGCACCAGAUUCAGUGGAUGACAAAUUUGAUGGUUGUUCAAAAAAUAUGACACGUCAAGUGGAGACACAAUAUCUAAACAAAGAAAUCUCUGCUAACAUAUCUGGCUUUGGGACAGCUUGGGAAAAUGGUACAGAAAAAACCCCGGGAGGAAAAGAUAACUUGACAAGAAACCAUUUAAUUGCCAUUCAUGUGUACACUGGUAUUCAUGUACAUAAUCAAUUCAAUAAUGCUAGUAGGGCUGGUAAUCAAGCAUACAAAAACUUGACAUUCGGAUGGUACUCGCUUCACUUUUGGUUGACGGAAGCAGUACAGAUUCUAAAGAAAACACAACAGGGAUGUAAAAUAACAUAUCGUGGUACCAAAGCUGAGUUUAAGGCUUCGAACAAAGAGAUUCGUUUCGGCUCAUUUACGUCCUCCUCUCUUGAUCAAAAUGUAACGAAGGGAUUUGGAAAUCUUUCUUGUUUUGAAAUCUAUACUUGUCAUGGUGCUGAUGUGACUAAAUACUCCCAGUAUCCUCAUGAGAAAGAGGUCCUGAUACCCCCGUAUGAGAAGUUUAACAUCACUGAUAUCAAGAAGAGAGAUCAGGAAGAUGUCUGGUGUAAGACUGUGUACAUGUUGAACAGCUCUGGAAUAGAAAGUAACUUAAACUGUGCGGUGGCAUCAACCGAUUCCCAGAAAUAUCACAAAAGUCAUUCUCUCUCUCGCCAUUGUAACAGAGGAGGGCGCCAGGAACUUUUAUCCGACCCGCACAACAGUUUUUUAAUGAAAAGUAAACAUGGCGAUAAAAAGGAGUAGACUCCAAAAGUUGCGUGUUCGACAAAGAAAGGGCCGCAAAAUAUUUCACCAGUAUCGGACAAAAGGCGAAAAGAAUGUUUGAUUUCAUAAGAAAGGAAUUACCAUUAAUGCAUAAAAAACACAUCCUGCACACAUUUUCUCGAAAUGAUGGAUAUGUAGUAAGUCAUCUAGCCCUUGAGAUGAUCUGAUACUUGUAAAUUAGACUCAGAAUAGAUUCAGAAUAGAAUCAGAACUCCAUGUGGUUUCAUCUGUAUGUCUAUCUAGUGAUAUUCACAAGGGUAGAGAGUCAGAAAAUGGGUAUUUGAUGUUUUUAUUUAAUU